Molecule: messenger RNA, 1545 nt
Organism: Alternaria postmessia
Lineage: Eukaryota; Fungi; Ascomycota; Dothideomycetes; Pleosporales; Pleosporaceae
Exons: 3
Coding region: 1-1545 (514 amino acids)
Biological process (GO): regulation of transcription by RNA polymerase II
Cellular component (GO): nucleus
Molecular function (GO): DNA-binding transcription factor activity, RNA polymerase II-specific; RNA polymerase II cis-regulatory region sequence-specific DNA binding
Source: RefSeq, a predicted model, not a curated record
AUGAUGAGAGGUGACACGCUCAUCCAACAACACCCCCCUACCCCACCGAAUGCCGGGUCGGAGUACCAGACCGGUCUGCACCAGGUUGCGCAAUACAACGUAGAUCGCGGCUAUCCAUUCGGUGAGGCAGGGUAUGGUUCUCCCAGCUCGGUGGCGCGCGAAGGGAUCCCUUCACAUGUGUCACAUGCCGACAACCACUCUCGUGGGCUCGGACUAAGUAUACAAUAUGACGGGUAUGGUCCACCGGCAGAGUACUACCAUAACGGCUCGUAUAACGGCAUGCCCAAUGACCAAGCUCUGUUCUCGCCGCCGACGCCGAGAUCAUCGAACGGUGAUGAUUCUGGACGUAGAACGACCCGCAGCGGACGAGCCACGACGUCGUCCAGCUCCCCACGUCGGAACGAAAGCAGCCCUCGACCGAAGGCGACGCCUAGAGCUAAGAAGGCGAAGGCGCCGAAGAACGAAAAGCAUAAGACCCCCAAACUGACUGCGCCACUGAGUAUCCUGACGAAGGAGCUACAUCAUAUCCCAGUCAAGAACAUGGAAGAGUGGGUGAAUAGGCCAGCGGACGUCAGGAGACGGGAAGUGGAGAAGAGGAACGGAUAUAUCACUCGUCCCAUGAACUCGUUCAUGCUGUAUCGGUCGGCGUUUGCGGAAAGGGCCAAGUCAUGGUGUCUUCAGAACAACCACCAGGUCGUAUCCUCAGUAGCGGGAGAGAGCUGGCCACUGGAGCCUCCGGAGAUCCGUGAACUGUACAACGAAUACGCAAAGAUCGAGAGGAUCAACCACCAGAACGCACACCCAACAUACAAGUUCUCGCCCAGCAAAACAGCGGUUCCGGCGCGGAAACGAAGAAGCGAAUGGUCAGACGAAGAAGAACCUAGCGAUCUUGACGAUGCUGAAUGGGCUCCUGGUAGUGGCAGGUCUCGCUCACGACAGGCUAGGAGAGUCGACCGAUCGUUCAGUUAUCCAUCGAGUGGUGUUGCUGCAGAGUACUUCGACCACUCGUUCGGUCCAAAUGGUAAUGGUAUUAAUCGAUCCUCCUGGGAGGUAACGAACGAAGGCAGACCGAUGCCGAUGCCGAUAAGCCACAACGAGCUCUACAACCAGUACUACCAGACUACUGCAUAUCCCAACAUGCACAUGAGUCCGAAUUAUGCAGACGAAAUGCACAUGAGGAUGGUAGAAAGCCCACCAUCUUCCAUGCAGUUUCACUCGAACCCGUCUAUGCUGGGACUGCCCGGAGGGAAUACGAAUGAUCUUCUGCUACAGUCGGAUCUCGGCACACCAUUCGACGAGGGGCAACUGGAUCCAAUGUUGUUGGCCUACGAUGGAGGUAACCACUCGGAUAUCGAUCCUGCAGCACUGCAGAACAACGUAUACCAGAACGUCCACCCGGAAAUGCAAGGAGAUAGGCUUGAGCAACACAACCUCGGCGGUUUGUUAGAUCUUUCACCCAACGAGUACCAAUCCUGGCAGUCAGAUCCAAACAUGGUAUCACUCGAACAAGAGUCGGAGUUUGACAAAUGGAUGGGCGAGCAGUGA